AUGUUUUCCAUCCUGGGGAGAUGGGGCGCGAGCGGCUUCUACCAGCGGGUCACCGAGGCGCAGAGAUGCAGUCCAGAGAAAAGUGCUUCAUUCUUCAGUAAGAUGACCUAUUCCUGGUUUAGUAGAAUAAUUAUUUUAGGCUAUAAGAAACCUUUGGAAAGAGAGGAUCUUUUAGAUCUUAAUGAAAGCGAUUCCUCCUAUAUUGUGUGUCCCAUCUUUGAGAAACAGUGGAGGAAGGAAGUUUUAAGGACUCAAGAGAGGCAAAAAGUAAAGUCAUCUUUUCAUAAAGAGGCACACACCAGGAAGCCAUCUCUACUCCGGGCAUUGUGGAACACUUUUAAGUUUGUCCUGAUUAAGGUUGCUUUAUUCAAGGUAUUGGCUGAUGUUUUGUCCUUCACUAGCCCACUCAUAAUGAAGCAAAUGAUCCUUUUCUGUGAACAACGCCCAGAUUUUGGCUGGAGUGGUUAUGGCUAUGCUUUGGCGCUUUUUGUUAUAGUCUUUUUGCAAACCCUGAUCCUUCAGCAAUACCAGUGUUUUAAAAUGCUCACUUCAGCAAAAAUUAAGACAGCUGUAAUUGGACUGAUCUACAAAAAGGCCCUGCUUCUAUCUAAUGUUUCUAGAAAACAGUUUUCUACUGGGGAAAUUAUUAACCUGAUGGUAACAGAUGCCCAGCAGCUCAUGGACUUGAUGACAAACAUCAAUCUUCUUUGGUCGGCUCCUUUUCAAAUCCUGAUGGCCGUAUCACUCCUUUGGCAAGAGCUGGGUCCAGCAGUGUUAGCAGGGGUGGCGGUCCUUGUGUUUGUUAUACCAAUGAAUGCUUUAGUUGCAAAUAGAAUGAAAACGCUGAAGAAAAAUCAAAGGAAGAACAAGGACAAACAGAUAAAACUGCUCAAUGAAAUCUUACAUGGAAUUAAGAUUCUCAAACUUUAUGCAUGGGAACCCUCCUAUAAAAAGAAGAUUAUUGAAAUUCGAGAACAGGAAUUGGAAGUUCAAAAAUCAGCUGGGUAUCUUACUGUAUUUUCCAUGCUAACUUUAACUUGCAUUCCAUUCUUGGUGUCCCUGGCAACAUUUGGUGUCUAUUUCUUACUGGAUGAAGGAAACAUUUUAACAGCCACUAAAGUGUUCACAUCUAUGUCUUUGUUUAAUAUCUUGAGGCUUCCUCUGUUUGAUUUACCGAUGGUGAUCUCAGCUGUGGUCCAGACAAGAAUAUCACUGGUUCAUUUGGAAGACUUUCUGAACACUGAGGAACUUCUUCCACAUAGUAUUGAAGCAAACUACAUAGGAGAUCAUGCCAUUGGUUUUAUAAACGCUUCCUUUUCCUGGGAUAAAACAGGGACUCCAGUAUUAAAAGACUUGAACAUAAAGAUUCCAGAAGGAGCCUUAGUGGCUGUUGUAGGGCAAGUUGGGUCUGGAAAAUCAUCUGUGCUUUCUGCAAUUCUUGGGGAAAUGGAGAAACUAAAAGGAGUAGUCCAAAGAAAGGGCUCCGUGGCUUAUGUUUCCCAGCAGGCCUGGAUUCAGAAUUGCAUUUUGCAAGAAAACAUUCUCUUCGGCUCUGUCAUGCAGAAGCAGCUUUAUGAGAGAGUUUUGGAAGCCUGUGUUCUCCUUCCUGAUUUGGAGCAGUUACCAAAUGGAGAUCAAACUGAGAUUGGAGAAAAAGGUGUGAAUAUAAGUGGUGGACAGAAGCAUCGAGUGUGUCUGGCCAGAGCUGUCUACAGUGGGGCUGACAUCUACCUCCUGGAUGAUCCCUUGUCUGCAGUUGAUGUUCGUGUUGCAAAGCAGCUUUUUGAAAAUGUGAUUGGGUCCUCUGGCAUGUUAAGGAACAAGACUCGAAUUUUAGUGACACACAACCUCACACUUCUACCACAGAUGGAUCUCAUUGUUGUGAUGGAAAGUGGCAGAGUAGCACAGAUGGGAACAUACCAGGAAAUUCUGUCUAAAACCAAAAAUCUCACGAGUUUGCUUCAGGCCUUCAAUGAACAAGAAAAAGCUCAUGCUUUAAAGCAAGUCAGUGGAAUCAACUCCAGAACUGUACUGAAAGACCAAAUCCUGGUGCAAAAUGACAGGCCCUUAUUGGAUCAAAGGAAACAGUUCUCAGUGAGAAAAGAAAAGAUUCCUGUUGGUGGGGUGAAGUUUUCAGUCAUUCUGAAGUAUCUUCAAGCCUUCGGCUGGCUCUGGGUGUGGCUGAAUGUGGUCACUUGCCUGGGGCAGAAUUUGGUGGGAACUGGACAGAAUCUCUGGCUUAGUACCUGGGCAAAAGAAGCAAAGCACAUGAAUGAUUUCACACAAUGGAAGCAAAUAAGAAGCAAUAAAUUAAGCAUCUAUGGAUUACUGGGAUUAAUGCAAGGUCUCUUUGUGUGCUCUGGAGCUUACGUAGUCACCAGGGGAUCCUUGGCUGCCUCUCGAGUUCUGCAUGCUCAGCUUUUGGACAAUGUGCUGCAUCUCCCACUCCAGUUUUUUGAAACCAAUCCCAUAGGCCAGGUCAUCAAUAGGUUCACCAAGGACAUGUUUAUAAUUGAUAUGCGUUUCCAUUACUAUCUACGGACCUGGGUGAAUUGUACACUGGAUGUUAUUGGAACAGUUUUGGUCAUUGUGGGAGCUUUACCACUCUUCAUUCUGGGGGUUAUUCCCUUAGUUUUCCUCUAUUUCACUAUACAGAGAUACUACAUGGCGAGUUCUCGGCAGAUUCGACGCCUGGCAGGAGCAUCUCACUCUCCAGUCAUUUCCCAUUUCUGUGAGACUCUGCUGGGGGUGUCCACUAUCAGGGCGUUUGGACAUGAACAGAGGUUCAUCCAGCAAAACAAAGAGGUGGUGAAUGAGAACUUGGUCUGUUUCUACAACAAUGUGAUUUCAAACAGGUGGCUGUCUGUUAGACUUGAAUUUCUUGGCAGCUUAAUGGUGUUCUUCACUGCAGUGCUUACUGUGCUGGCUGGCAAUUCUAUAGAUUCAGCAAUAGUUGGUUUGUCUAUAUCCUAUGCCCUAAAUAUUACUCGAACCCUGAAUUUUUGGGUAAGAAAAGCAUGUGAAAUUGAAGCCAAUGCAGUUUCCAUUGAAAGAGUUUGUGAAUAUGAAGAUAUGGAUAAAGAGGCACCCUGGAUAACGUCUAAGAGGCCUCCAUCACAAUGGCCCAAUAAAGGGGUAGUGGAGUUUGUUGAUUAUCGAGCUCGAUACCGAGAUGAUCUUGGUUUAGCAUUACAAGAUAUCACUUUCCAGACUCAUGGAGAAGAGAAGGUUGGAAUUGUAGGACGAACUGGAGCAGGCAAAUCAACACUAUCAAACUGCCUAUUUCGAAUUGUAGAAAGAUCGGGAGGCAAAAUUAUAAUUGAUGGAAUUGACAUAUCUACUAUUGGGCUUCAUGACCUUCGUGGCAAACUUAAUAUUAUUCCACAGGAUCCUGUUUUAUUUUCGGGAACCCUUCGAAUGAACCUGGAUCCCCUAGACAAGUAUCCUGAUCAUGAGCUAUGGGAGGUGCUGGAACUAUGUCACUUAAAAGAGUUUGUGCAGUCCCUUCCCAAGAAGCUGCUGCAUGAGAUUUCAGAGGGUGGUGAAAACCUCAGUGUUGGACAACGACAGCUAGUCUGUCUUGCUCGUGCUUUGCUGAGAAAAACAAAAAUUCUCAUCUUGGAUGAGGCAACAGCCUCCAUCGAUUUUGAGACUGAUAACUUGGUGCAGACCACAAUCAGGAAGGAGUUUUCUGAUUGCACCAUCCUGACGAUUGCUCACAGACUGCAUUCUAUCAUUGAUUCAGACAGGGUACUUGUUCUAGACUCUGGAAGAAUUAUAGAAUUUGAAACACCACAGAAUUUGAUACACAAGAGAGGACUUUUCUUUGACAUGCUAACAGAAGCCGGAAUAACGGGAGACUCAGGGGCGAAAAAUAAACAGUUAUUUAUGGAUUAUACCAAAUAA
Messenger RNA from Budorcas taxicolor (takin), 3906 nucleotides. Its product is annotated as multidrug resistance-associated protein 1-like. The record is from RefSeq and is a predicted model, not a curated record. Gene Ontology annotation, molecular function: ATP hydrolysis activity; ATP binding; ABC-type transporter activity. Gene Ontology annotation, biological process: transmembrane transport. Bases 1 to 3906 code for a protein of 1301 amino acids. NCBI's taxonomy places the organism in Eukaryota, Metazoa, Chordata, Mammalia, Artiodactyla, Bovidae. Gene Ontology annotation, cellular component: membrane. The transcript has 28 exons.